AUGGCGGCUCGACCGUUGGACCUUCGGGAGGGCAGUGAAGAAAAUUACACGGAAAAAUCGGCCGCCACAGAUGAAGUAGACGCCGCCAAGAGCCUAGAAGUCGUCAGGGAUUCGGAUAUUCCUUUGAAAUAUUUCAGAAACAAAGUUUUUUCCGGCGUACAGGAGCGGUUUGAGCGCGUAUCGGAGCGACCGCAGAAGUAUCGCUUGAUUCAGUCGACAUGGGGUCAGAAGUUGUCAGACUUGGUCGACACGUUUGGCCCUUUAGGCCUGAUCACUGUAGAGGAGAAGCUGGCAUCAGAACACAAAGCUCAGAAAGUCGCCCACGAUCUCCUAUCACACCUGGCUGACCAUAGGGUCAAACCCUUCAGAUGGUCAGGCCAGUACAUCCUGCUGUGGUUUGCUGACAAACAGGGAUACAGUGCUCUGGGAUCACGCUUCAUCAGCGGAGAACUCGACCGGUCAGGCCUCAAAGUCAUCAAAAUUGAGCCCGCUUUGCUCAGCAACCCAUCCAAGUGUUUCAUUGAGAUUGAAUCGGCUUCGUGUGAAAAACAUUACAACUGCCUGAUGCCACCACUCUUGCCCUUCACGGGAGCGUUCACAUUUGCUAGAUUAAGGGAGAACGAAAACGGGAAGUCGAAUGGCGACGCUCCUUCAGAACGUCCAAAGAAACAGGCUAAAAUGGAGCUGGAGACGCCAGCGUUGUGUUUGACGCUAAUGUUUGUAGGGCAUAACCAGUCACAGGCUGCACGUUCGCUCCAGUGUUUCUCUGGUCUGGGAUGGCAGCCGUUGGUCCUGCCGGGUCCAGUCGCCAAGGCGUUGGAAGAUGGCCUCCAUUAUUUUGUGCACGAAAGCCUGAAUUUGCCGCUGGUUGGCGUUCGGACUGGCUCCUCGCAGCCUGGCGUUCAGCUCACGCUCUUUGUGCAGAGCAGUCAAAAGUUCACUGAAAUGGAACGGUUUUAUAAGACCCUUCUGGACGUCGAGCCUUAUGAGCGGCAGAUUCCGGAAGGGAGCGUCAAGUACAGUGUGUUCCCGAUCUCGCGCCAGGCGGAAUUUGUGCUGGCAUAUUAUCCGGGACUGUCGGUGAGUUCACUGAAAAACGCCGUCAUCUAUAUACAAGUCAAAGACAUUGAGAACAUUCAAGGAAUAAUAAAAAUCUGUAGUAGUUACUGGCAUAUGAACGACCCCGAGGGAAACCGCGUGGUUCUGUACAAACCUUUGCGAUGAAUUCACUCAAGUGCUACUGAAAAUUAGAACCCAGCUCUGCUGUAGGAGUCCAAUGGCCCGGGGGACAGCCAUACAUGCUAGCGUUGCUCAAAACCAUGUGUGUUUCCAAGAAAGACUAUGAUAGAUGUACAUGAAGGCUGACUGCUGACCGUAAUAUUCCUGUGUUCAGUGCUUAGUUUCAGGGUGUAACAUUCAAGACAUAACUUCACCUCUCUGUGAUGUGCCAUUGAAUUUGUUAGUGAUCUUUGACAGAUGGUGUUUUAUAAAUCAGGGAGGUACAUAGUGCAAUGUCAUUCAUCAGUGCAGGCUCAUGAAAAUCGUCUACCUGGUCAGAGUGAAGAUAGUGGAGACUACAUUUGGGCUGACUUUCGGAGUCUGUACAUUGUAUACCUACUUUAACUGUUCACUUUUAUUUACAUACACUGUACAUGGACAUCCAAAAUAUACAGACAAGCCUGAAAAUAAGUCGCAGACAUUAUUGAAAACAACAGCCUUGGUACUAUCAUAUGUAACAGUAAACAUUGAAUACAUGAGUUUUCUCCACUUUCUCUGAAGGAGUGCUUUUCAGAAAUGUCAGACACCUGUUUUCAGACCUGUACACAGAAAUGUCAAGAGAGCACAGGUAAUUUAUGGUUAAUGAUAUAAAACUUCACCCUUGAGUACUGUAAUUCUUCUACCAUUUCGCAUGUCUGCAAGAUGUACAUUCAAGCAUGUUCUGAAAGAAUUAUUCUGUGUUGAAUGAUUAAGUUAUACCUUUGGGAAGCCCAGUCCAACCAGUCUCCAAAAUUAAACCAAAAAUGUGCAUAAAUUGCACUGAAAGUUGCUCUUUCACAUGCGAAAUGGUUGAGGAAGUAGGGUAAGAAACCCAUAUUACUAAUUCUCAUGAUUCUGAGCUUUGUAUUGCAUUGAUUUUUGAAAGACGUUUUGAGGUUUGUUUACAAUUUAGUACAUGCUGGAAAAAGGUGAGUUUCAGGGCUGUCAUUGUUUUAGGGCAUUUAUUUGCAUGGUUUUAGGGCAUUUAUUUGCAUGGUUUUAGGUCCUUUAUCAGAAUUUCUGUGGACCAAUCCAGCUUACAGUAAGUUUCACACAGUAUGCAGGGAAGAACAAGACACUUGGGCUGAUCUGUUGCUAUCUUUAGGAAAUCCACCAGACAGAUCAUAAUUUGAAAAUUUGUCAUCGGUGCAUACAGACAUGUAUAAUGUUUCUAGCAGGAAUAUACAUGUAGCUAAAAGAUAUCAGUUUAAAUUUUGUUAAAAGUUUUUUUUAGAACCAUCUACAUUUGAAAACCCUGCCUUUAUCAAGAAUGACACAACUUCUUUUUUUUUCAGCCCCUGAGAUUGAUUGAUUUUUCUCUUGUACAUGCAAUUGUAAGCCUGUUGCUACCAGUUAUUUGAAUGAGUAGCAUGAAUGAGUUCAUACAUCUGAAUUUUUAAGUUUUUCUAUAACUUGGUUGCUGGGUGAAAUUUUUGACUUGUUAUCCUGCAUGUCAAUUAACGUCCUGCCUUUUAACAUCCAUGUUGGCCUAAGGGCCAUUCACUUGGUGAGGGUCCUGCGUGCAAGGUGACGUGAAACUCUGGCCUCGUCCCAGUGACCAGAUCAACAGAUAGUCGCAGCUACAUUGUGUACAUGUACAUGUGUUGCAAAUUUGCUUUUUUUUGGUUUUAUUUUUUCAUUUCUUCUGUGACGUUAUGGCAGCACAUAAAUUUAGAUUUGAUACAUAUCUGUAUUUCGUAAUGCCUAAUUGGUGACUUCAAGGUAAUUUCACAUUAUUCCACAGUACAUAUUUGUAGUGGACAGGGGAAAAUAUGGCUUCUUGUUUGGCACUCUUUUAGGCCCCCAUAAUUUGGGCUAAAAUUUAGAAACUGCUGACAUUUACACGUAUCAAACAUUACUGUAAAUAUGAAAACAAGAACUUGAUAAAUAAUAUGAAACUGGAUAUUUUUAGAUCAACUAAAUCAAAGGUCCUAGAAGUGAAAUAUUCUUUUUGAGUACGGCGUAAACACCUAACAAAUGUGUAAAUGCAUUUAGUACUUGAAUACAGACCUCCAGUUUUGAACCCUUUAUUGAAACAAGUCACAGUCUCCAGGCGUAAGUCAACAAUUUGCAGUGAUCGUCAGUUGGAUAUGUUUCAUAUCCUUAGCCACUAUAGAAGGACCAGAAAUUGUAGUCCUUUGUCACCAUGGUUACAUCAGUGAGCUCACUGAGUGAGAUCUCCAAGCAAGCAGAAUCUAUUGGUAUGGCACAUCAUGUAUGAGCAGGUCGAUCUAUUGUCUCCACGGUAACCAACAAAAACCUCAGGUCAGUGACAGUGGCCUGUUGUAUAGUUAGUUUAGCAUACACUGUACAGACUCCUGAAGUUUAUAGUGAAUGCACUCAGCUGAAGGCGAAGUUUGUAAAUACUAUGUCUGUGUAUAUACACUGUGGAGAUAUGAUUAAUAUUAUGUCCAUGUACAUGUGUACAAUUAUAAUACAUGUCUAUGUGUGUGUAAGUCCAUGUACAUUGUCAAUCAUUCAUGUACAUGUAGACAAAGUGUUUGUUGGUACUUGUAGAGUAGCACUUGAAUAGUUCUCAUUCUUGGUACGUAUAUGUAAAAGAUCUUUUUUGGAAACUUUUUAGUUUUUAAGUAUAUGUACUAAAACCAGCCUGUUAAUGUAGGUAUUUUGUUAGGGACUGUUGUUGCCAGUAUUAAUGCAGAUCAAAGCACAUGUACAAUAUGUGUAGGGUUGAUCCAUUGUAUUGUCUCAAAUAAAAAUGGACAUUUCUUAAUAUUGGGUAUAGUCCUGGAGCUGAAAUUGAAAGUACAGGUUAUUGGGUUAAUCCAUUACAUACGUAAUCUUCAGUAAGAAGGGCCAUAUUGUAUUCAGUAUAGUCCCGAAACUGAAAGUGAAAGUAUGUGUGGCGUUGAUCCAGUAUAUUGUCUCAAAUAAGAACGCAUAUUUUGCGAUAUUCGUUGUACGGUUGUCCUAAAACUGAAAGUACAGUGUUGGGUUGAUCAAUUAUGUCGUCUUCAGCGAGAAGGGACCUGUUGUAUUCAGUAUAGUCCUGAAACUGAAGGUGAAUGUAUAUGUUUGGAGUUGAUCCAGUGUAUUCUCUUCAGUAGGAAGGGACCCUCUGUAUUCCUCAGUGUACAUGUAGUCCUAAAACUGAAAGUGAAAACACCUGUGAAUAAUAUAUUGAAGUGACUUGCGGACUAACAUUUCGGCAAUGUCAAUAUUUUAAAAUUUUUUAUACUACUAGCUAUGUGAUGCCUGUAUGUUGUUAGUUUUAUACAUGAGGUAGAUUAAGAAUUUAGUUUGUCUUCUUUAUAUGCAUGUAAGUACCUCUUACUGCUGUCCAUUGUUUAAUGUGGAUUGGGUAAUAGAAUUUCACAGGACUUUGUUCAGGUGUGCACUAGUAUAAAAUUUGCAUUCUUGGAACAUCUUCCAAUUAACAAAUUUUUAUUUCAAAUUGAAAUACACAUUAUGCACCUCCAAAAAUUAUAAGACUUGGCAAUCAGCUUUCCUAAAAGAGAAAUGGGUGAAGCUGUACAUUAAGACUUCUGUUGAGCCUGUUAUGUCAAAUAACUGAUCAAUUCACGAGAAAGUUUUAAAGAGUUUUUUUUCUUUUUUUUCUCGAAGCCCUGAAUUCA
Messenger RNA from Liolophura sinensis, 4853 nucleotides. RefSeq lists its product as uncharacterized. The record is from RefSeq and is a predicted model, not a curated record. Bases 1 to 1224 code for a protein of 407 amino acids. NCBI's taxonomy places the organism in Eukaryota, Metazoa, Mollusca, Polyplacophora, Chitonida, Chitonidae. The transcript is spliced from 4 exons.